UGUGUGUGUGUGUGUGUGUGUGUGUGUGUGUGUGUAGGGCAGUGAGGACCAGCUGAAAGAAGUCUGGAAGGAGUCUGACGGUUUGGACCCAAAUGACUUUGACCCCAAGACCUUCUUCAAACUCCACGACACCAACGGAGAUGGCUACAUUGAUGAGCAGGAGCUUGAAGCCCUGUUCACUAAAGAGCUGGAGAAGAUGUACAGCCCCAAUCUAGAAGAGGAUGACAUGACAGAGAUGGAGGAGGAGAGACUGCGCAUGAGGGAACACGUCAUGAAUGAGGUGGACACCAACAAGGACAGACUGGUCUCCCUGGAUGAGUUCCUGAUCUCCACAAACAAGAAAGAGUUCCAAGAGCCAGACAGCUGGGAAACUCUGGAGCAGGCCCCAGCGUACACGGACGAGGAGAUGAAGUUAUUUGAGGAGCAGCUGGCCCAGGAGGAGAGCAACCUCAACCAGAAGAACGUAGAUCUGCAGAAACAGAAAGAGGAGCUGGAAAGGCAGCAGGAGCAACUCAAUGCCCAGAAAGCCGAACUGCAGCAGGCCGUGGAACACAUGCAGAUAAUAAAAUCUGAAAAAGCAAAUGUGGCCGUUGGGGUCAAAGAUGGAGGAGCUACAGUAGCAGUGCCCCCUGGUGGUCAAGCGUUGCCAGUACUACCAGGAGACAGCCAACCUCUACCCCCUGGUCACCAGCAAGACUUACCUGCACACUCUUAGCAGGCCCGGCAGCUUUUCUGUGUGUGUGAAUCUCUGUGUGUGUGUUUGCGCAUGUGUGUGUGCGCUCAUGUGUGUUUGCGUGUGCAUAUGUGUGUAAAUUAAUUUAGCAAUUAAUCAGUUUCAGUUAGCUUUAAUGUGUUGUUGGAGCUCUAUGGUCCCACAAUAUACUCGGACGCACACAUACAGUCCAACAAUUUCCCAAGACCAGCUAAACCAAUCAGAAUGAAGCCUUGGAUUUUGACCCACUACCAGUCGUGGCAUUCCGGAGCUGGCAGGAACAGCCAGCACAACCAACGAGACUUGAAAUAAUUGCUGAACCAGGCAUUUUGUGGACAAUCCACUCUUUGUUAUUAGUUAUUUUCCCUCUUGACACAACCAGAACAUGGUUCGAUAUGGGAAGUAAUUUGGGACGAGUGGGAAGAGUUUUUGUUACUGAAUAUUUGCAAUGUUUUGUUUUCUACCUAGUUAGGUAGGCUACCCAGUGGGAUUGUUUCUCUGGAGAAAGAUUUGUUUAAAAUACAAAAUACAUUUGGUUAAAUAGUUUACGGAGGUGGGUCAAAUUAAUGUCAAUUUUGAUAUGCUACUUGAUAGUAUGCUGUCAUGAUAAAUAAUGUAUAACUUACCUGGAGAUGGUUUACUGUUAUAGCCUUGCUGAUUCAUUCCUGAUAUUAAUAAUUGCCCAUACACAGAUAAAACCUAUUGGCUUCACAUCAUAGACAAUGAAGGCAUAAUUAGUUCUUAGUAUUUUAUUUUAUUUUUAUUGGACUUUGUUAGUUAAGAUACAGUAUGGAAAUUAUGAAGAUACUAAAGUAAUUAAAUAUUGGCCAAAAUAAUGUUUACAUGCCACAAACCGCCAUUUGUUUUCGUGUAACAAAAAUGCCCCAUUGAUGUGGACUUAGAAUGUUGUAAAUGUUUUCAUUGUGGUUGAUAGGGACAAUAGUGAUAAUUAGUAGGAGUCUUGAAUGUUAUUUUUGGUGUUUCAUUUAUCUUAAUUUCCAGUGUCUGUUUUACUGUAUUUGUGUGUGAGAGUAUGUAUGAUGAUCACAGUUUAGGACCAACAUCUAUUGUGGGGAUAAUAAUAAUAAAUAAUAAUAAUCAUACA
This is a messenger RNA of Coregonus clupeaformis (lake whitefish), 1817 nucleotides long. Its product is annotated as nucleobindin-2. The transcript is spliced from 7 exons. Gene Ontology annotation, cellular component: endoplasmic reticulum-Golgi intermediate compartment; extracellular exosome. Lineage: Eukaryota; Metazoa; Chordata; Actinopteri; Salmoniformes; Salmonidae. The record is from RefSeq and is a predicted model, not a curated record. Bases 197 to 715 code for a protein of 172 amino acids. Gene Ontology annotation, molecular function: calcium ion binding.